Messenger RNA from Chenopodium quinoa (quinoa), 3535 nucleotides. Its product is annotated as pentatricopeptide repeat-containing protein At1g71460, chloroplastic-like. Gene Ontology annotation, biological process: RNA modification. Bases 1196 to 3286 code for a protein of 696 amino acids. NCBI's taxonomy places the organism in Eukaryota, Viridiplantae, Streptophyta, Magnoliopsida, Caryophyllales, Amaranthaceae. The record is from RefSeq and is a predicted model, not a curated record. Gene Ontology annotation, molecular function: protein binding; RNA binding. The transcript has a single exon.
AGUGACAUUUUUUUCAAUAAAAGUAACCCUUUUGAACACAUAAAGCGUAUAUGAUCCACUAAAGUUACCCUUUAUUCUAAUAAAAGUUACCCUUUUAAAAUAAAAAAAAGUUACCCAUUAUAUCUUCACUCAUAAAACAUUACUCUUAUAUUUGCAGAAGUUACCCAUAAUCUAGAAAAAGUUACCCAUAAUCUACCAAAAGUUGACAAAAAAAAAUGAAAAAUCAACAAAAUAAACAAAAAAAAAGAUAAAAAAAAAAUAACAAAAAAGAGAAAAAAAAAAAAAGUUAGAUCACAACUUCAGAAAUUAUAUUGGUACUUCAUAUAACAUCGAUUCCUUUGUUUGAAAAGUACAAGGAGCAAUUAUCUUUUUCUUUUUUGUUAAAAAAACACUUACCAUUAUAAUUAGAAGCUGAGAAAAAAAACCAUAAAGUAAUUAAGACAAUAAACUUGAAAAUCGAAGGGAUAUAAUAAAUGGAAGGCAGAAAAAACUUGAAUCACCCAAAAAGAAUAGAAGAGAAAGUCUGAGUAGAUGAAGAGGAGAGAGAAAAAAAAAGGAGGAGAGAGAAGUUCUAUGGGAAAUGAGAAUGAAGGAGCGAGAAAUAUGUUUAACUUAGGUGGGUGACUAAAACCUUCCUUUUCUUUCCGCCGCCAUUCAGUAAAAUACUGUACACCGGGUUUUAUUAAAUAUUUGUUAAAAAAAAAGGGACCUAUCACAUACUCCUAAUUGAAAAUUUUUAACCAAUCAUAUUCAUUGUAAUUUGGCACAAGGAUUAUGAGUGAGAUUAGGUAAGGUUGAAUGAGAAAACAUUAAAUAUAAAACAGAAAAAGGGAGUUGAUUUACUUAAAAAAAACUUAUCAAAAAUAGAAAGGAGGAAUGUAAUUUUAAAAUACCAAAAAUAAAAAGGAGGAAUGUAAUUUAGGGAAGGAGGGAGUAUCAGUUUAAAAAUAGAUGCUCUAAAUUCAUUAUACAAAAUGUUUUAAAAAAAAAAACUUUAUACAAAUAACACAGGAUUAAAAAAAUUAAGCUUUGCUAAAAUAUCAGGUCCAAAACUGAAAUUGUAAACUCGUACAUCAAUUGUCAUUUGUGGCUAUCUCUACAUAAAAAUUGGGAGCCCAAAAAAGCCCAAGAAGGUAAAACCGUAGAAGAUGAUGAGUUUAAUUCAGACUUCAGAACACAACAGAGCAACAGAGUAAUGGCUGUAAUGACAACAUCAAUUUCUGCAUCAUCACCUCCACCAUUUUCCCCCAUUCCCGCCAACUCCAAACACAGAAACAAUCCUAACAAAAUCCCUCCAUUUUCAACCUCCAUUAAAACCCAGAAUCCAUCACUUCAGAAAUCCCCAAAAUCCCCCAAAAUUUCCCCCAAAAAUCCCCGAAAAACAGCUCCAAAACGAGAUAAAUCAACAUACCCUUGGUCAUUUCCACUGCAAAAGAAAAACCCACAUUCAAUUUACAAAGAUAUUCAGAGAUUUGCAAGAAGAAACCAGCUCAAAGAAGCUCUCACAAUUCUAGAUUAUUUAGAGCAACAGGGUAUUCCUGUAAAUGCCUCAACUUUCUCUGCUGUGAUUGCUGCUUGUAUUCGUUCCAAAUCGAAAACCGAAGCGAAACAGAUUCAUGCCCAUAUCAGGAUUAAUGGGGUUGAAAACAAUGAAUUCCUUAAACCCAAGAUUGUUCAAAUGUAUGUUUCUUGUGGAUUAGCGGAUGAUGCCAAAAGGGUAUUUGGUGAUGAUGAAAAUGAAGAAUCUAACAGUGUUUAUUCAUGGAAUGCAUUGCUUAGAGGUAAUGUUGUUGUAGGUGGAAAAAAAUACAAGGAUUUAUUGUAUACUUUUGCUAGAAUGAGAGAAACUGGGGUUGAAUUCAAUGUGUAUAGCUUUUCUUGUUUGAUCAAGAGUUUCGGCGGCGCGGCGGCUUUCAGGCAAGGAUUAAAGAUACAUGGAUUGUUGAUUAAGAAUGGUUUUAUUGGUAGUGAGAUGUUGAAGACAAGUUUGAUUGAUAUGUACUUUAAAUGUGGUAGAGUUAAGCUUGCUUAUCACCUGUUUGAUGAAAUGUCUGAGAGAGAUGUUGUUCUUUGGGGUGCAAUGAUUGCAGGGUUUGCUCAUAAUAAGUUGCCUAGAGAAGUGAUUAGGUAUGCUAGGUGGAUGAUAAAGGAAGGUGUAUUGCCGAAUUCGGUUGUGUUAACUUCAAUGCUUCCCAUUCUAGGGGAACUUGGGGCUUGGAAGAUGGGUAAAGAAGUUCAUGCCUUUGUGAUCAAGAGAAGAAAUUAUAUGGAGCAGCCGUUUUUGAAAUCGGCUUUGAUUGAUAUGUAUUGUAAGUGUGGUGAUAUGACUUAUGGGAGGAGAGUGUUCUAUAAUUCCGGUGAUAGGACGACUGUUUCAUGGACUGCUUUGAUAUCUGGUUAUAUAUCAAAUGGUAAGCUUGAUCAGGCUAUAAGGUCAAUUAUAUGGAUGCAGCAAGAAGGGUUUAAGCCUGAUGUCGUUUCGUUGGCAACAAUUCUUCCGGUUUGUGCUAAGUUGAAGGCGUUGAGGCAAGGAAAGGAGAUACAUGGGUUUUUGUUGAAGAAUGGAUUUCUGCCUAAUGUAUCAUUGAUAACAUCAUUGAUUGUGAUGUACUCGAAAUGUGGUGUCUUGGAGAUUAGUCGUAGGUUGUUUAAUGGUAUGGAGGCAAGAAAUGUGAUUGCCUGGACAGCUUAUAUGGUUUCUUGUAUUGAAAACGAGCAUCCAGUCGAAGCCCUUGAUGUAUUCAGGUCAAUGCAGCAAUCCAAGCACAGGGCGGAUUCUGUUACAAUGGCUAGAAUAUUAGAACUUUGCCACGAACUCAGACUGUUGAAACUUGGGAAAGAACUCCACGGACAAGUAUUGAAGAAGGGCAUUGAGUACGUUCCUUGGGUUUUAGCACGACUUGUAAAGUUGUAUGGAAAAUGUGGAAUGAUUGAGAAAGCAAAGUUGUUGUUUGAUCUCUACCCUUGCGAUGGUGUAGUAGCACCAACUGCCAUGAUGUUGGCUUAUGGAUAUAACAACUGUUUUAGAGAAGCGCUUGCUCUUUUUAACGAAAUGUUGAUUGAAGGUAAGCCUCCUAAUACGGACACCUUAGAUGUGGUUUUAGCUAUUUGUGAUCAAGCUGGAUUCGCAGAUGAUGCAGGUAAAAUCUUCCAACUCAUGACUCGAAAAUAUAGAAUCAGGCCAUCUAAAGAGCAAUACGCUGUCAUGGCUGGACUUCUUACUCGUUCCGGUCAGCUUCAGGAGGCUGAAAGAUAUAUUCAAUGGGGUUCCAAGUUGGAUUCUUAAAAUCAAGUAGUCCCUUCUUCGGAGAUUGUGUAGGAAUUGACAGGUGCAAUAGGAAGCAAAACUAUUGUGUACUUGUAUUGUAUCUAUGUAUACAUAGCAUUCAUUGACAAACUAUUCAUAAGAAAGGUUUUCCUACUGUAAUUUUUUGUGCAGCUUUUUCAUUCGCAACCUUGAUUGUCAUAUUUCAUUCUGUUAAGUGUUAAUGUCUGGUUCUGCCCCCGUUCUAAAAUUAAAACAUGCUGAGAACCU